Molecule: messenger RNA, 1193 nt
Organism: Cololabis saira (Pacific saury)
Lineage: Eukaryota; Metazoa; Chordata; Actinopteri; Beloniformes; Belonidae
Gene: mrpl39
Product: mitochondrial ribosomal protein L39
Exons: 10
Coding region: 122-1129 (335 amino acids)
Cellular component (GO): mitochondrion
Molecular function (GO): RNA binding; nucleotide binding
Source: RefSeq, a predicted model, not a curated record
GGCGUUGCACAGGAAGCAUGCAUGGCGUCCUUCAACCACAGGCGUUUGUAGUCAACGUUUUGGGUUCUUUUUCUACUUUAUUAUCUGUUUCUUUUAUCUAAAUGUAUAAAUACUCUCCAUAAUGGCAACCAGGACCAUAUGUCGAGUUUUCAAGCGCCGCUUCGCAUCCGCUGCAGAAGCUCUGCGUCUGUCGCCUGCCGAGAUACGCAGCGAGCGCAAUGCCAUAUUCUCCAGAGAGCAGGCCAGGCAACGAGCUGUGUACCCCCGUAUCGAGAAGAUAGAGGUGUCCAUGGAAGGCCCGGGGCUGGAUGGCACGCUGCUCAUCAUGAACAGAGGAAUGUCUACCCCACUGAGCUGCGCCAGACAUCUGACAGAGUAUCAUGUGACUAACUCGGCCUUGGCGCUGGUGGAUGGAGAACCGUGGCCGCUCCAUCAGCCCCUCACGCGCUCCUGCUCUCUCACCCUGCUCACCUUCAAAGAUGCUGACCCAACAAUUGUCAACCAGGCCUACUGGCGUUCGUGCGCCGCACUGCUUGGACAGGUGCUGGAGACGGCCUUCAAGGACGACUACACCGUGGAGCUGCUCAGUACACCAGAAGUCCCAGUUAUUUCAGGGGCCUUCUGUUGUGACGUGGUCCUUGACCCUCAGCUGGAUUCAUGGACCCCCUCUGAGGAGUCGUUGCGCUCCCUGUCCAAAGGAGCCCUGCAGCUGAUCCAUCAGGAUCUGGCCUGGGAGCCUCUGGAGGUGACGCCCCCCGUGGCCCUGGAGGUCUUCUCACACAGCAGGUGUAAAAAGGAGGAGGUGGAACAGAAAGCUUCACAAAGUCCCAACGGCACCGUGAUGCUCUACAGAUGUGGCGACCACGUGCUGCUGAGUGGGGGCCCCCUGGUGGCCAGAACGGGACUCUGCUUGCAGUAUGAGGUGACGGCUCUCCAUAGCCUGGGGCCGGGGCCCUGGGGGCCCCGCCGCAGAGCACAGGGCCUGUCUCUGCCUCUGCAGCUGCAGGCUCACCACACGGUCUGGAAGAAGCUGAGGCAUCGGGCACAGAAGCUGGUGGACGUGCCGGCGCCCGAGGAAGCAACUCCUCCACCUCCUCCUGACUCCCCUCAGCCUCCAACCGGCCAGUAACCUCCACCGUUUAACCUCCCACAUCCAACUGUACUUUAUGUUCAAUAAAUGUUGAAACAAAUCA